CAGGCUGGCCGCGCCCCUCAACAAGAUGGCGACCGCAGCAGCCACGCCUCCUUCCGCCGCGCCGGCCAAUGGAAAGGAAGCACGGGGUUCUGCGCGUGCGCGAUGUGACCUAGUGGGCGGGUCCAGCGCGGGGGAAACACAGCGAGCAAUAUGACGAAAAAGAAGCGGGAGAAUCUUGGUGUCGCUCAGGAGAUUGAUGGGCUAGAGGAAAAGCUGUCUCAGUGUCGGAAGGACCUGGAGGCUGUGACCUCCCAGCUCUACAGGGCAGAGCUGAGUCCUGAGGACAGGAAGUCUCUGGAGAAGGAGAAAAAGACCCUGAUGAACAAAGCCUCCAAGUAUGGAGCUAAAGCUGCUUCGACACGAGAACCGGAAGAACAUGCUCCUCUCGGUGGCCAUCUUCAUAGUCUUCGCCCUGCUCUAUGCUCACUGGACUAUGUGAGUUAGCCAUCCUCAGCCAAGCAGGUUCCCUCCCACUCCCCAUCCUGACAGAGGGGCCUUUCCCCUGUGGUUGCCCAGCAGCUGUAGCAGAGGGGCAAUAAAGAGCCCCAGGCUCUGCUGUCUGGUGAGUAAA
This is a messenger RNA of Mastomys coucha (southern multimammate mouse), 571 nucleotides long. It is a transcript of the gene Ccdc167, whose product is annotated as coiled-coil domain containing 167. Bases 151 to 444 code for a protein of 97 amino acids. NCBI's taxonomy places the organism in Eukaryota, Metazoa, Chordata, Mammalia, Rodentia, Muridae. The record is from RefSeq and is a predicted model, not a curated record. The transcript has 4 exons.